UUCAGCUCGCACCACAACCAAACCGCCACAGAAACAGCUGACGUCCAGGAGCAACACUGGAAAAUCUGACCUGGACUCAUGAUACGUUCCAGUCCAGGAGAAGACAGCUGAUUGAUGAUUCAACAUGCCGACGGGAUCAGUGAGGCUGCAAAGCAUAAAGAAACUGGGACAGGAAAACCACAGCUAUGAGGUUACAGACGAAGAACCAGCUGGCUCUUAUAUGACCAUGACUAAUUCUACAAAGAAGGCAAAAGUUCAGGGAAACAAAGAACAACCUGCAAUAAGAGUCGGCUUCUUCCAGCUGUUCCGCUUUGCCACCUGUAAGGAUGUGCUGAUGAUGGUGGUCGGCAGCGUGUGCGCCUUGCUGCAUGGCUCGGCCCAGCCGCUCAUGCUGCUAGUGUUCGGCCUGCUCACAGACACCUUCAUCGAGUAUGACAUUGAGCUGAACCAACUGAGCGAUGACCGGAAGGAGUGCGUGAACAACACCAUCCAGUGGAAAAAGAACUACACCGGAGCUCUGGACCCAACCGGAGCCCAGAACCAGUCAGGCUGGAACCUCAUCAACAAUGCAACGUUUGAGAUGCUCAUACCUCUGAGGAACAUGUCGUGUGGGCUGCUCGACAUCGAAUAUGAAAUGACUCUGUUUGCCUUCUAUUACGUUGGAAUUGGAGCGGCUGUAUUCUUGCUCGGAUACUUUCAGAUCUCCCUGUGGGUGACAUCUGCCGCCAAGCAGAUUCAACUCAUCAGAAAAAUGUACUUCAGCAAAGUGAUGAGGAUGGAGAUCGGCUGGUUCGACUGCACCUCAGUCGGGGAGCUCAACACUCGCAUGUCAGAUGAUAUAAACAAGAUCAACGACGCCAUUGCGGACCAAGUUGCCAUAUUUGUGCAGCGCUUCACCACCUUCGUGUGUGGUUUCUGCAUUGGAUUUGUGAAAGGAUGGAAGUUAACGCUAGUCAUCAUUGCAGCAAGUCCUCUGAUUGGUAUAGGAGCUGGUCUCAUGGCCCUGUUCGUAGCUAAGCUAACAGGGAUGGAGCUACAGGCCUAUGCUAAAGCUGGCGCUGUAGCUGAUGAGGUCCUCUCCUCCAUCCGGACCGUUGCUGCGUUUGGUGGAGAGAAAAAGGAAGUGGAAAGGUAUGACAGGAACUUGACCUCCGCCCAGAAAUGGGGAAUAAGGAAGGGUCUAAUUAUGGGCUUUUUCACUGGAUAUAUGUGGCUGAUCAUCUUCCUUUGCUAUGCGCUGGCCUUCUGGUAUGGAUCCACUCUUGUGGUGGACACGAAUGAGUACACACCAGGAACACUGCUCCAGGUGUUUUUUGGAGUUCUGGUAGCAGCCAUGAAUUUAGGACAGGCUUCCCCAUGUCUGGAGGCGUUCGCAGCAGGCCGCGGAGCUGCUACUAUCAUAUUUGAAACUAUUGAUAGGGAACCGGAGAUUGACUGUUUAUCGGAUGCUGGAUAUAAGCUUGACCGGGUCAAAGGAGAUAUUGAGUUCCACAAUGUGACUUUCUACUACCCAUCCAGACCGGAAGUCAAAAUCCUGGACCAGCUCAGUGUUGCAGUGAAAUCGGGGGAAACCACAGCCUUCGUUGGGCCGAGCGGAGCUGGGAAGAGCACUGCUGUUCAGCUCAUCCAGCGCUUCUAUGACCCCAAAGAGGGCAUGGUGACCCUGGAUGGCCAUGAUAUCAGAGGGCUGAAUAUCCAAUGGCUGCGUUCUCUCAUUGGCAUCGUGGAGCAGGAACCCGUGUUGUUCGCCACCACCAUCGCCGAGAACAUUCGCUACGGUCGACCCGGCGUUUCCAUGGAGGACAUCAUCACUGCUGCAAAGGAGGCAAACGCUUACAACUUCAUCAUGGACCUGCCACAGAAAUUCGACACGUUGGUUGGCGAGGGGGGAGGCCAGAUGAGCGGUGGACAGAAGCAGCGGAUCGCCAUCGCCCGAGCUCUGGUCAGGAACCCCCGCAUUUUACUGCUGGACAUGGCCACGUCUGCUCUAGACAACGAGAGCGAGGCCAUUGUUCAAGAAGCUUUGGAUAAAGUACGUAUGGGCCGCACCACCAUCUCCAUCGCUCACCGGCUGUCGACCAUAAAGAACGCCGACGUGAUCGUCGGCUUCGAGCACGGCCGAGCUGUGGAGAGGGGAAAACACAACGAACUGCUGGACAGGAAGGGGGUGUAUUUCACUCUGGUCACCCUGCAGAGCCAGGGAGACAAGGCUCUGAAUGAGAAGGCCCGGCAAAUGGCUGAUGGUGAGGAAGAGCAACCAGAGAGGCUGAAUUUAUCCAGAGCAGGCAGCUAUCGUGCCAGUUUGAGAGCUUCGAUCCGCCAGCGAUCCAGGUCCCAGCUGUCCAACCUGAUACCAGAAUCCUCUGUUCCUGCUGCUGGAGAUCUCGGCCCCAGGGCUUACUCACUGGCACAAGCAGAAAAAUAUAAGAGUUCCAGACCAGAGGAGGAGGAGGAUGAUGAUGAACUUGUGGAACCAGCUCCAGUUGCCAGGAUUCUGAAGUACAAUGCACCGGAGUGGCCCUACAUGCUUUUUGGAUCCUUUGGGGCUGCAAUUAAUGGAGGGGUUAACCCCGUUUACUCCUUACUGUUUAGUCAAAUCUUGGCGACUUUCUCGGUUGAAGAUCCUGUAGAUCAGAAGAGGGAGAUUAAUGGUAUCUGCCUCUUCUUCGUGUUGGUCGGCGUCAUUUCUUUCUUCACCCAGAUGCUGCAGGGUUACGCAUUCUCCAAGUCUGGAGAGCUGCUGACACGCAGGUUAAGGCGGAUCGGUUUUCAUGCCAUGCUAGGCCAAGAGAUCGGCUGGUUUGAUGAUCACAGGAACAGCCCUGGAGCUCUGACCACACGUCUGGCAACCGAUGCCUCACAGGUCCAGGGGGCUACUGGUUCACAGAUUGGCAUGAUCGUCAACUCUCUGACCAACAUCGGCGUGGCUGUCAUCAUGUCCUUCUACUUCAGCUGGAAGCUCACCCUCCUCAUCCUCUGCUUCCUGCCGUUCAUCGCUCUGUCAGGUGGCUUCCAGGCUAAGAUGCUCACAGGAUUUGCCAAACAGGACAAACAGGCUAUGGAAGCUGCUGGACAGGUUUCUGGUGAGGCCCUAAACAACAUCCGCACCAUUGCUGGUCUUGGGAAAGAAAGGAGCUUUGUGGAGAUGUAUGAGGCCCACCUGGACUCUCCCUAUCAAGCAGCUCUGAAGAAGGCAAAUGUCUACGGUGCCUGCUAUGGUUUUGCCCAAUGUGUGGUCUUCUUAACCAACUCCGCCUCCUACAGAUUUGGAGGUUACUUGGUAAAACAAGAGGGGCUACAUUUCAGCCUUGUGUUUAGGGUCAUCUCAGCCAUUGUAACCAGCGGAACAGCCCUCGGCAGAGCCUCCUCGUACACUCCAGACUACGCCAAGGCCAAAAUAUCAGCAGCACGCUUCUUCCAGCUGCUGGACCGUGUGCCUGCAAUCAGCGUCUACAGUGACAAGGGAGAAAAAUGGAAUAACUUCCAAGGGAACCUUGAAUUCAUUGAAUGCAAGUUCACCUACCCUACCAGGCCGGACAUCCAGGUCCUGAAUGGGCUGAAUGUGGCGGUUAAGCCCGGCCAGACGUUAGCCUUUGUUGGGAGCAGCGGCUGCGGGAAGAGCACCAGUGUGCAACUGCUGGAGAGGUUUUAUGACCCCGACCAUGGAAAAGUGCUGAUUGAUGGCCAUGACUCAACUGGUGUCAACGUGCCCUUCCUUCGCUCCAAAAUUGGCAUCGUUUCCCAGGAGCCUGUUUUGUUUGACUGCAGCAUUGCAGAGAACAUCAAAUACGGGGACAACUCGAGGGAAAUCAGCAUGAACGAGGUCAUUUCGGCUGCCAAGAAGGCCCAGCUUCACGACUUUGUCAUGGCGCUCCCUGAGAAAUACAACACCAACGUGGGCUCUCAGGGGUCCCAGCUGUCCCGUGGUCAGAAGCAACGCAUUGCCAUCGCCAGGGCAAUCAUACGGGACCCUAAGAUCCUGCUCCUGGACGAGGCCACCUCCGCCCUGGACACGGAGAGCGAGAAGACUGUGCAAGAAGCCCUGGAUAAAGCCCGAGAGGGUCGGACCUGCAUCGUAAUCGCCCACCGCUUGUCUACCAUUCAGAAUUCAGACAUCAUUGCGGUCAUGUCCAGAGGCUUUGUGAUUGAGAAGGGAACGCAUGACCAGCUCAUGGCCCUGAAGGGAGCCUACUACAAGCUGGUGACAACGGGAGCACCAAUUAGCUAGCUGCUAAGGGGCACAGGAGCCAGGCUGCUAUUGGAUAUGCUUUUGCUACUUCAAGGGAAAUUAGGAAAGUACAUUGAAAACAAAAAAGAAUGAAAAGUUUGAUACUUUAUGAUGCCACUCUGAUAAGAAGAGAGGGAUUGCAUGAUUGGUUCAGCCUGCAUGUGAUAUUUUAGGAAUGUUAUUCAGUUUUUGUUUUAUUUUUAUAACAGUCGGCUGUAAUGUAUUAAUCUGUUAGUAAUGACGCCCCUCAAUAAACUAAUAAUGGACGCUAAGAGACAUUUUAGACAUACUUGAUGGCAGAAUGUUUAAAAGCUGUAGAUUCCAGGUACUCUGCAGGUAGAAGUUUUGGAAAAUAUGUCUAAAAAAUACACUAAUGCAAGCCUUUACUCAGAAUGGAGUAAAAUUGUGAUUCAGCAUUUACAAACCAACAAAAAACAAAACAAAUCCCAAAAAAGCCAACUUGUUCUUCUCAAAAAAAAGUUAAUCACCUGCUAGCUUAAUCUGCUUCAUUAUUUUUCAUUAGGUGUACAGGUCUCAUUAUUAUAUAUACACACACACAGACCAGGCUUCUGCACCUUGAGAUAGUUUCAUUGCUAUGAAAGAAAGGUAAAGGCCUGCAUUCUUUGUUCUGUGAGCUCAAAAUGUCUGCAGAGAUAAAUACAUUAGUAGUAAAAUUUGGUUAUUUAAUGUCACAAAUAAGAGGAAGCUUGCAUGUUGCUGUAAAAUAAGCUUACACCCAGUUCUAAAUGUUGACAGUCUGGUUUUCUUUUGCAUUAAAAUAGAUUUAAAUUAAACAGAAAUAUAAGCAUAUUUUAGCUGCUAAUGGUAUAAGCAUGUAAAAUGUAAAUAAACAUAUUUCUCUUA
Melanotaenia boesemani (Boeseman's rainbowfish) is the source of this 5092-nucleotide messenger RNA. It is a transcript of the gene abcb11b, whose product is annotated as ATP-binding cassette, sub-family B (MDR/TAP), member 11b. The record is from RefSeq and is a predicted model, not a curated record. Gene Ontology annotation, biological process: transmembrane transport. The transcript has 29 exons. Gene Ontology annotation, molecular function: ABC-type transporter activity; ATP binding; ATP hydrolysis activity. Gene Ontology annotation, cellular component: membrane. NCBI's taxonomy places the organism in Eukaryota, Metazoa, Chordata, Actinopteri, Atheriniformes, Melanotaeniidae. Bases 125 to 4228 code for a protein of 1367 amino acids.